CUUCUUCUUCGCGUCGAUCUCUGUAUCGAUUUUGUUUUCUUCCUCUUCUUCAUCUUCAGAUCUCUCGCGACGAACUUUGAGAUCUGAAUAUCUUACGAUCAGGAGAGAAAGAUGUACGGAUUCGAGGCGCUUACCUUCAACAUCCAUGGCGGAUACUUGGAGGCGAUCGUCAGGGGCCACCGUGCUGGGCUUCUCACCACCGCUGAUUACAAUAAUCUAUGUCAGUGUGAGAACCUAGAUGAUAUCAAGAUGCAUCUCUCUGCUACCAAAUACGGCUCUUAUCUCCAGAACGAGCCGUCACCUCUGCAUACGACUACAAUUGUGGAGAAGUGUACUCUCAAGCUUGUUGAUGAUUACAAGCAUAUGCUUUGCCAAGCUACUGAGCCAAUGUCUACCUUUUUGGAGUACAUCAGAUAUGGCCACAUGAUUGACAAUGUCGUGCUCAUUGUUACUGGUACCCUGCACGAGAGAGAUGUUCAAGAGUUACUCGAGAAAUGUCACCCUUUAGGCAUGUUUGACAGUAUUGCUACACUAGCAGUUGCUCAGAACAUGCGGGAACUCUAUAGGUUGGUGCUUGUUGACACUCCUCUCGCUCCAUACUUCUCUGAAUGCCUAACAUCAGAGGAUCUCGAUGACAUGAACAUAGAGAUUAUGAGGAAUACCCUCUACAAAGCAUACCUUGAGGAUUUCUACAAGUUCUGUCAGAAACUCGGUGGGGCAACAUCAGAGAUUAUGUCUGACCUUUUGGCCUUUGAAGCCGACAGAAGAGCAGUGAAUAUCACCAUCAAUAGCAUUGGCACUGAGCUUACAAGAGAAGACAGGAAGAAGCUGUACUCCAACUUUGGUCUCCUCUAUCCAUAUGGCCACGAGGAGCUUGCUAUCUGCGAAGACAUAGAUCAGGUUCGUGGUGUUAUGGAGAAGUACCCUCCGUAUCAAGCUAUAUUCUCCAAGAUGUCUUAUGGAGAGAGCCAGAUGCUCGACAAAGCAUUUUAUGAAGAAGAAGUCAGAAGGCUUUGCUUAGCCUUUGAGCAACAGUUCCAUUAUGCGGUAUUCUUUGCGUACAUGAGAUUGAGGGAGCAGGAGAUCAGGAACCUGAUGUGGAUAUCCGAAUGUGUUGCACAGAACCAGAAGUCCAGGAUCCACGAUAGUGUGGUCUACAUGUUCUGACUCUGGUAAGAUGUGUAAUCUGGUUGUUGCUGCUGUACAAUUCUUGCGGUCUACUACAUCACACACUGUUUAUUGUCGUCGAUCUACGUGAGAGUGCGUGUAUCAAAAACUCCAUAAAAUAAGAAUCUCUUCAAUUUGUUUGUUUGUGUUUUGGCCAUCACAUUCUUUGCUUGAUUCUUAAUAUUGCUACCACCAGUAAACAACUCUUUGUAAUACCAAAUAAGUUUUAUGAUGGAUACGAAUUACUUUGGUGGCCAUAACA
Messenger RNA from Capsella rubella, 1429 nucleotides. Its product is annotated as V-type proton ATPase subunit d1. Gene Ontology annotation, molecular function: proton-transporting ATPase activity, rotational mechanism. The transcript is spliced from 10 exons. NCBI's taxonomy places the organism in Eukaryota, Viridiplantae, Streptophyta, Magnoliopsida, Brassicales, Brassicaceae. Gene Ontology annotation, biological process: proton transmembrane transport; vacuolar transport; vacuolar acidification. The coding region runs from base 112 to 1167 and encodes 351 amino acids. Gene Ontology annotation, cellular component: vacuolar proton-transporting V-type ATPase complex; proton-transporting V-type ATPase, V0 domain. The record is from RefSeq and is a predicted model, not a curated record.